AUGCACAUUGCAGUGGAUUUGAGUGCUCCUUUUGCAGUGCAUGCUGGCAGUUGCGUGUGGCGGCUGUUGUCUUCUUCCGUGGCCAUGAGGAGAAGUGAGGAGGAGGGAGCGCGUAGCCCGAGUCUCCUUUCCUGUGGGUGUGAUGCACCGCGUGUGGCUGCGUUGAGUUGGGCUCCGUGUCCCACUGAGGGCGGGAUGGCUGGAAAUUUUGUUGCCGCGUCAUGGAUGGAUGAGGGUCCACUGGCGCGUGUGGCUGGUGUGGUGGGUGCCUGCUCCGUGAGCGUUGUGUGGUGGCCGCGGGGUUUUGGCCAUUUCCCUGGGGCUGUAGCGAUGAGCUGGGGGGAGAUGGUGGUGGAUGUGUUUUCCUCCUGCAUGGUGGGUGGCUGCUGGCGUUGUGUGCCUUCCUUGGGUGGAUGCCGUCUCGUGGUGUGUGAAGUGUGCGGCUGGGCCUGCUUCCCUCUCCUCAUGUUGUCUGCUCUCUCUCGCUGCAUCCGCUGCACUCCGUCCCUCUCCCUCCUGUUGCAUUCUUUUCCUUCUGACUCCAGCGACUCCACCACGGGUGACGAUGACUGCGAUGGUGACGAUGGUGACGGUGCGGCUCCGUGUGGUGCGCGCCGUGUUGGUCCUUGCGCUCUUGCUGCUGCUGGGAGUCCUGGAGAUGUAUCUGGUGCUGCGGAUGCGGUGGUUGUGCCGGUGGAUGUGUCGUGUGCUCCGACUGACGGCAGCCUGAGCUGUCGUGUGCGUGUGGGCGUGGAAGAAGUGUUCUGCAGCGAGUGCUGA
Trypanosoma cruzi is the source of this 780-nucleotide messenger RNA. RefSeq lists its product as uncharacterized. Bases 1 to 780 code for a protein of 259 amino acids. Lineage: Eukaryota; Euglenozoa; Kinetoplastea; Trypanosomatida; Trypanosomatidae. The transcript has a single exon. The record is from RefSeq and is a predicted model, not a curated record.